UCUCAUUGGGAUUCGUCAAUGAUUUGUGUAAUUGAGUAAUAGUUAGCAUCAGUGUGAGCAAUUCAAGCAUGCCAAGUAGACGAAAACGCAGAGUGCUUAAAAUAAAAAAAGGAAUGAAACAAAAGAGCUACACCAGCGGUCCUGACAUUAGCGCAUCAUUUCACUUUUUUGUGCUACCGAUCCCUGAUAAGAACAUAUAUUACAAACAAUGUAAUCGCCAAAUUAACUAUGAAUGGAGGCGCACUAGAAAAACAGAACUGAACGAAAUAGAUUCAAAAAAAACACUUCCUACUUUCAUUCUAUUAGAGAGUUGUAUUUCAGAUAGAGUGAAAGUUAUUGCGUAUUGCUCAUUAUCAAAGAUACCUUCCUGUGCGCGACGCUGCUUACUUGAGGUGAUCGUUAGAGAUGAUUACUGCUAUUAUCUGAAUAUAGAAUGUAUUUUCAUAGCCACUAAUGAUUAUCUAGUAUUGUGCAUAAAGCUUGGUUACACUUUCUAUUCGUGGAAAAAUGCUUCAAGUCAAAUUUGUUUUGGAGGUAUCAAAAGUCUGAAAAUGAAUAAGAAAAUUUUAAUUACAAGUAAUAUUACAAAAAUGAUUACCCGAGAGCAAGAAAAAUCGAACGAAGAAUUGUAUUACAACCGCCAAAACUGCUAUUAUUAUUACUUCUAUAACACAAAUGAAGAUGAUGAUACAUACUACGAAGAGCGUAAAGAAAAAGUCUGUAGUAAAUUGUACGACCUUGGAGGAAGCUCAGAACGAGAAUAUCAUUUCAGACAUGUAUCGUUAUCACAUGCUCGUACUCGUCGAAGCUUGGUACAUACGAGAAUAUUGAAGAAAGAGCCAUUGGUAAAUGCUGUUGUUCAACAGGUUGGAUUUAAACGCGUCAAACGUGGACUCCGGGCCGCUAUUCCCGCAGUUUUCGUCCCAGAUGCAUCAAACCCUAAUGUUGGUAAUGUUCCAUCGGAUCCAUAUUUUCCAUUGCAAUGGUACCUUCGAAAUACUGGUCAAAAUGGAGGAAAACCUCGUUUGGACUUGAAUGUUCAAGCGGCAUGGGACCAAGGCUUUACUGGAAAAGACGUUACUACCGCAAUUAUGGACGAUGGAGUCGACUAUAUGCAUCCAGAUUUGAAGUUCAAUUAUAACGCGGAAGCAAGCUAUGAUUUCAGCAGCAACGACCCCUAUCCUUACCCUAGAUACACGGAUGACUGGUUUAAUAGCCAUGGAACUCGCUGCGCAGGAGAAGUUGCAGCGGCACGUGAUAAUGGAAUUUGUGGUAUCGGUGUUGCAUAUGACUCGAAGAUUGCUGGAAUUAGAAUGCUUGAUCAACCCUAUAUGACCGAUUUGAUUGAAGCUAAUUCCAUGGGUCACGAACCACACAAGAUCCACAUAUACAGUGCUUCUUGGGGUCCCACGGAUGAUGGAAAAACGGUAGAUGGUCCACGUAAUGCAACCAUGCGUGCAAUUGUCCAAGGAGUAAAUGAAGGUCGCAAUGGUUUAGGUAACAUAUACGUUUGGGCAUCUGGAGACGGCGGUGAAGAAGAUGAUUGCAAUUGUGAUGGAUAUGCUGCCUCCAUGUGGACUAUAUCUAUAAACAGUGCCAUUAAUGACGGCCAAAAUGCUCAUUACGAUGAAAGUUGUAGUUCAACUCUGGCCAGCACAUUUAGCAAUGGGGCUAAAGACCCCAAUACUGGAGUGGCAACUACGGAUCUUUACGGAAAGUGCACUACAACUCACUCUGGAACCAGUGCAGCUGCACCAGAAGCGGCAGGUGUAUUCGCCCUUGCAUUGGAAGCAAACCCAUCCUUGACCUGGCGUGAUAUACAGCAUCUUACGGUACUCACAUCGAAAAGGAAUUCACUCUUUGAUGCAAAAAAUCGUUUUCACUGGACUAUGAAUGGCGUUGGCUUGGAAUUCAAUCAUUUAUUUGGAUUUGGUGUUUUGGAUGCUGGUGCAAUGGUUGGACUAGCAAAAGAAUGGCAUACCGUACCUCCACGAUAUCACUGCGAAGCAGGAGCUAUCUUAGAACCACACGCAAUUCCAUCCGUCGGCUCAUUGAUGUUAAAAAUUCAUACAGAUGUUUGUAGAGGUACUGAUACUGAAGUGCGUUAUCUAGAGCAUGUUCAAGCUGUAAUCACAGCUAACGCUACCAGAAGGGGCGAUUUAGAACUAUUUGUAACUUCACCCAUGGGAACAAGAUCAAUGAUACUGAGUCGUCGAUCUAAUGACGAUGAUUACAGAGAUGGCUUUACAAAAUGGCCAUUUAUGACAACACACACCUGGGGAGAGUAUCCAUCAGGUACCUGGAUGCUGGAGGCAAGAUUCAAUUCUAAACAACCACAAGCUGGAUGGCUGAAAGAAUUCUCCCUUGUUCUUCAUGGCACAAAGGAUCCACCAUACAGAAUGUUAUCUCCCGCUUCGCCACACUCAAAAUUGGCUAUCGUAAAGAAAGCUCACGAAGAUCAAAAGAAAAUAUAAGUAUUUUUUAGCAAAAACUAAUAAAGUACCAGAUUUUCAAAAUAAA
Malaya genurostris is the source of this 2520-nucleotide messenger RNA. It is a transcript of the gene amon, whose product is annotated as neuroendocrine convertase 2. Gene Ontology annotation, biological process: protein processing. Gene Ontology annotation, molecular function: serine-type endopeptidase activity. The transcript is spliced from 12 exons. The coding region runs from base 69 to 2474 and encodes 801 amino acids. The record is from RefSeq and is a predicted model, not a curated record. Lineage: Eukaryota; Metazoa; Arthropoda; Insecta; Diptera; Culicidae. Gene Ontology annotation, cellular component: trans-Golgi network; Golgi membrane.